CUCUCGCAAUCGUGUCGAACGCAAACCGAUACGAAAAAAUUCGACGUAAAUAUCUGGUCCCGUACUUGCAGCAGCGCGCGUAAUUCAAAGUUAUCACAACAAGCUAAACAAAAAAAAUAUUUUAUUCAAAUAACAUUUCACUUGCAAUUGUGCAAUUCAAAGUGUGUGCAAAACAGUUGAUACAACGUUUAAAAUUGGCUUUAAAACAAUAUAUUUAAAAUAACUUAAAUUUAAAAGUGAACCGCACAGAACACAAUAAGAAAUUGUACUAAAUAGUGCCCCAAAAUGUCAUCUGUUUAUUGUGAUGUGGUGGGCCAAGCGGCUGGCUCCAGGCAUCUACUUCUGGCUGCCCUGUGAGUUACCGCUGAGGAUAUUAUAUUAUCUAGUGACUGAGAAUUCAAGAAUAAACUGGCAAUAGCAACAACAACACGAACAAGUGCCAGGUGUUAGUUGUUGCAACUGAAUUACUGUUAUAUUCAUUUAACGGCCUUUGGCCAUUUUGGUAAAUUGGAUAAACGCAGUAAACGCGCAUCUCUCGAAACGGCUCAGCCGAAAAUGUGCACAGAGGUUAAUUCAGCAAUGGGUCUUCAAGCAACAGCCGCUACCAAGCGGAAGCAUGAGCUGACCUUUGACAGCAAGGAUGCUAACACCACCUACACGGGCAACUGUGCGCCGCCGCCGGUAAAGGCCAACAAAUGGGCUAUCAACAACAACAACUACCUGGAAUCGCUGGAGGAACAACAACAGCCGCAGCAACAGCAAAAAACGAGCUCGGAACAGCUAACCGAAUCCAACAACAACAACGUGGAGCCCGUGAAGCCAGUGCAUAGUAUUAUUAGCAACGGUGAUGAAGUUACUAACAGCAGCACCAGCAGCAUCAAGAGUCCCGCGGAGGUGCCGCUGCCGCCCACGGCGAGCGCUGCAAUACCCGAGGACAGCAUUGCCAAGUUGGAGGUGGUGGCCGCGGUGCCCUGCGAGCCCUGGUCAACAGCUGCGUCGCCCGUGGCGGCGGCCAGCAGCGAGCCCGUAGAUUGCAUCUCAAAGCUGCAGGCGGUGGCCGUGCCCAGUGAUCCCUGGGGCAGCAUUGCCACGCGCUCCACGCUAGCCACCACGCUGCUGAGUCCGGACGAACUGGAUGACGAUGACGAUGACUUUGAGGAUGACUACGAGGAGGAGGAGAGCAUUAUACCCACCUACUGUCCCAUGCGCUAUCAUCCCUUUGCCCAGCAACAACAGCAGCAGCAGCAGCAGCAACAGCAGCAGCAACAACAGCAACACCAGCAUCAGCAGCACCAGCAACAGGCUGCAGCGGCUGCGGCCGCGGCAGCGCAGCAACAGCGCAGCUAUCCUCCCGGCUAUGGCAGCCGACCCGCCUACUACUCGGAGCCGUUUCCGCAGCAGAAUUGUUCACGCACCGGCAGCCCGCAGCACAUGGCGCCGCGAGGAUUUGCACCGCCCCAAUGGACCACAACAGGCGCAGCGAAUGGCGCCGGCACGGCUGGAGCGGCGGGUGGCGCAGCGGCCACGCCCAGCGGUGCCCAGCAGCAGCAGCAAUUCUAUGAGAACGGUGGCGGAGUCAUCUAUGCACAGCCAGCGCCACAGCAGACCAUACGCUGUGCUGAGAAUGGCAAAUCCUAUCUGGACCUGGGCUGCAGCAGUGCGGCAACAACUACACCAGCCAGCACCCUGCCCAGCAGCAAUGGCAACACCGCACCAGCACCCUCUUCCUUUGUGGCCGGCGGAUUGCCGCUGCCGAUGCCGUUGCCCCUGCCGCUGCACGGGCUGCCGCUGAAGCGCUGCUGCGACGGACGCGGUGGCUGGUGCAGCGCCAACCGCAGCUGCUACAAGGACACGCGCCUGAAGAUACGCAACCUGUCCAUGUUCAAGCUGUCGCGCUUUCGCCAGGUGUCAGAGCAGUCGCUCUACCGCUCGGUGCUUAUCUGCAAUACACUGAAGCGCAUCGAUCGUGAGAUCGAGACGGAGGCCAAGGAGCUGCACCAGGCGGCGCAGCAGCAUCAUCAGCAGGCAGCUGCCGCGGCAGCUGCGGCCGCCGCUCAAGCGGCACAGUAUCAUCCAGCCUAUCAACAGCAGCAGCAGCAGCAGCAGCAGCAGCAACAACAGCAGCAGCAAUCCCCGCCAGCGCCUUUGCAUCAUGCGCAGCAGGACUAUGCGCCUGUGCUGAAUUGCGCCCGGCUGGCCAACAUGGAUCAUUACCAGCAGCUGGCGCAGGCCCCUAGCUUCCAGCCCCAAGCGCCGCUCGGUUAUCACGAGCGUCUGGAGGCGCCGCCGCCACCAUACAGAACCGCAGCCGCUGCUGCACCCGGCGGAUUCCAAGCACAGCCCGCACAUGUCGCUGCCGCCUCGGCAACCAGCAAUUGUGAUACGUCCUGCAGCACCACGCUGCAUCCAUAUGAUCACUACCCCUUCCGGGAGUCGCAAUCGGGACGUGCCACGCCCUUCCCCACUUGUCAGACGACAACAACGUCGGCAGCGGCGGUAGCUGCUAAUCCGCCUGUAGCUGCUAAUGCAGUCAGCAGCGCGAGCGUAAUCUCCGUCAGCACCAGCUCCAGCACUAUCAGCACAGCCGCUGCGGCCCCCGCAGCACCUGUCCAGACAGCAAGCUGUAGCAGCUCGAACUCCACCAGCACUAGCAGCAGCAACAAUGUAAGCUCCGCGUCGAGCGCGGUCAGUGCCUGCGAUUCGAGUGACUCAGGCUAUGCGGAUGACGAUUCGACCCGCUCCAUCAACUGGAGCUCGGUGCUCAGUCUCAGCUCACAGUCGGCGUUGGAUCCGCUCAACAACAACGAUCUGUUCAACAUUCUGCCUGCCGCCACCACGCCCACAGCGGUGCCCGUGUGCAUAGCGAGCAGCAGUACCACCUCUGGCUCCACCCUGGCCUUCAGCGGCAGUUUCACCACGGUGCAGGCGAGCGCCAGUCAAAGCAGCAGCAGCAACAACAACAACAACUCCUCAUCCUCCACGACGGCUACCUUCACCACAUUGUCAACCAUAUCGUCGGCGACGCACUCUCUGACCUCUUCCUACGUGAGCAGCAUCAGCUCCAAUGUGUCAGCGGGCGCCAAUACGUGGGAGUAUGGUUUCCUGGACAUGGAGUUCGGGCUGGGCUCGGAGUUCACCGAGCUGGUGCCCAGCUGCAAGCUUAGCUCCGACGAGCUCUUUAAAAGUGGCCUCAGCGGACCCGUCGCCAGCGCCAACGAGCUGGAACAGCCCGCACACAUCAUGGUCGGCAGUUAGUAUCAGUUGUAGUUCGAUUGUCGCGGAGACGGUGGCAGCUGUGGCAGCCGCCGGGCGUAGCGUGCGGGUCACGCCCGUCCAGGUGGCGCCACAGCCCAAUUCCAAGCAGUAUUCAAUGUGUAAUUGUUGUAGCAAAGAAAUAAUUGAAUCAAACACUGUAAACAUAAUUUCGAAUUAUGCUCAGGUUGUGAAUGUGCAUGUUAUCUCCCCCUUCCCCCAACCCCUUCACAGUCAUCCUACUGAAGCAGACCCCCAACACAAAAACCCUUUAAACCAAAACCCGCUAAACAAGCAAAGCCAGGGGCGCCACACGAUAAUUGCAAUUGUAUUGAAAAUAAAAACUAAGAGAAGAAAAUGGUAUGACAAAUGAAAACUAUUAGCAAAUUUGUUAAGUGUAAAUAUUGUAAAAUUUCAAAUGUCUAAUGUAAUGAAGAACAACUUCUAGAACCUAAGCUUAAGAGCAAAAAACAGAAUUAUUAUAUAGUAUAUAUAUGAUAAAUGUAUCUAUAUUAGCGCGUAUGACAUGUAACUUUAGCUUUGUUAGUUGCAAUUGUUGCAGUUUUUCGAUUACAGCAAAACGUUUCACACACACAAACAGAAAGAAGUUGGACAAAGAUCAAUUAUUGCAGAAAAACACACACAACAAUUAUUUGGUAGACAACAACAACAAGCAAAAUCGAAAAACGUUUACUAUAUUGUAGCCAUAAGUAUUAUUAUUUAUAUACAAUGGAAAACAAAACAAAUGGAUACGUGAGAGAACAUCUUAAAACAAAGUUUUACAAAAAACAAAAAAUUUAAAACAAAUUUGA
Drosophila novamexicana is the source of this 4064-nucleotide messenger RNA. RefSeq names its product AF4/FMR2 family member 4 (gene tara). Lineage: Eukaryota; Metazoa; Arthropoda; Insecta; Diptera; Drosophilidae. The transcript is spliced from 2 exons. The record is from RefSeq and is a predicted model, not a curated record. Bases 556 to 3255 code for a protein of 899 amino acids. Gene Ontology annotation, molecular function: transcription regulator activity. Gene Ontology annotation, cellular component: nucleus.